CACUCCUGUAGUCGUGUUCCAAUCAAUUACUCAAUAUAUACGUAACUUUCUUCUAAGAAGGAAUGAGUCCUCCCACCACAGAGAUACUAGUUUCGUAUAGAGACUACAUGGAACGCCAUACAAGGCAAAAUGGAUUAUCCAUUAACUUUUGCGAUCUUCUUGUCAAUACAGCUUGUGUUGCUUCUAGCUCAAGCUGAUCAGUCACCUUUGAUAUACAGCUUCUGCGGCCAGAACGGUAACUACACCACCGGUAGCACCUAUCAGACAAACCUCAACAGCCUUCUCGGUUCUCUUUCCUCCACCGGCAAUGACAACGGCUACGGCUUCUACAGUUCGUCCGUGGGAGCAGACUCCGACAAAGUUAACGCAUUCGGCCUCUGCAGAGGAGAUGUCAAGGCCGACGAUUGCGAAAGUUGCGUCAGGCAAGCUAGUGAUCCUCUCAGAAAAGCUUGUCCUGUCCAGAAGGAGGCUAUUAUAUGGUACGACUAUUGCAUGUUACGUUACUCGAAUGAAUCACUAUAUGGCACUGUGACAACUAUACCUGCUGUGUUUCUGUCCAAUGUACAAAACGUUACGUCACCGGAGGAGUUCAAUCGGCAGCUGAAGAUAUUGUUGGAAGGACUAAUUACUGAAGCUGCUGCAGGAGGUACUGACCGGAAGUUUGCACUUGGCACAAACACAACCGCUAGCCUUGUGAAAAUAUAUGGACUUGCACAGUGUUCUCCGGAUUUGUCUCCGGAAGAAUGUACCCAAUGCUUAAAUGCAGGUUUAGGAAAAAUCCCACUGUAUAGUUAUGGGAAGAUUGGUGGGAAUGCUGUUGUACCAAGUUGUAUCUUGAGGUAUGAAGUUUACAACUUCUUUUACCCCACGGGCGAGGCACCCUCUCCAUCGCCGCAGUUAGAAACUCCAGCCUCUCCUCCUCCUCCUCCACCAUCAGGAAAGAAGGAUACAUCUCAUAACGUCAUAACUGCUGUGACAGUCAUUGUUUCUUUGAUACUGAUUGCAUUGGCAAUUUGGAUUUAUCUGAGAUUUUGGAAGACAAAGAGACCACCUGAAGAAGUAGAUGAAAUUAUGAGCGCAGAAGCCUUGCAAUUCGAGUUUGAAUCCAUUAGGGUUGCUACAAAUAACUUUGCUGAAGCAAAUAAGCUUGGACGAGGCGGAUUUGGUGCUGUUUAUAGGGGUAGGCUUUGGAACGAAGAGGAGAUAGCAGUUAAAAGGUUGUCCAGAGAUUCUGCACAAGGAGAUAUAGAAUUUAAAAAUGAGGUGCUCCUAGUAGCAAAGCUUCAACAUCGAAAUUUAGUUAGGCUCCUUGGUUUCUGUUUGGAGAGAAAUGAAAGACUACUUGUCUAUGAGUUUGUUCCAAAUGCUAGUCUGGAUCAUUUCAUAUUUGAUCCAAUCAAGCGUGAACAACUGGACUGGGAUAUUCGCUACAAGAUCAUAGUAGGCAUUGCACGAGGGCUCCUUUACCUUCAUGAAGAUUCUCGUCUUAGAAUUAUCCAUCGUGAUCUCAAAGCAAGUAACAUUUUAUUAGAUGCAGAAAUGAACCCCAAAAUUGCAGAUUUCGGCAUGGCAAGAUUGUUUAAUAUCGAUCAAACACAAGGUGAAACUAGUCGUGUUGUGGGAACCUAUGGAUAUAUGGCUCCUGAGUAUGUAAUGCGUGGACAUUUUUCUGUGAAAUCCGAUGUCUAUAGCUUUGGUGUGUUAGUUUUGGAGAUAGUAAGCGGUCAGAAAAACAGUUCUUUUUGCCAUGAUGGGAACUUGGAGGAUCUUCUAGGUUAUGCAUGGAAUAGUUGGAGAGAGGGCACAUCUUCAAAUAUGAUAGAUCCCAUGUUGAGGACUGGUUCAAGGUCCGAAGUAGUGAGAUGCAUCCAUAUUGGAUUAUUAUGCGUUCAACAAAGCAUAAGUGAUAGACCAAACAUGGCUGCAGUUAUGCAAAUGCUUACCAGCAACUCUGUUGAUCUCCCAGUACCCUCACAACCAGCAUUUUUCAUGUAUAAUCAGGGCAUUGGAUCCUCAUCCGACAUGUCGUUGGGAUUUGAGAGUUACUCUGGAUUGACUGGGUCUGAUCAAUCCAAAACUCACUCUGCCCACGAACGUAUACAAGCUGCGGAUCCAGGAUACGGACGUCCUAUCUAGGCUAAUUAGCAAUGUAUUUUUUUUAUAAAGAAUAAUUUACGAUAGAACAUUACCAAUUCACCUUUAGUUAUCAAAUAUGGAUGCAGCAUGUAACUUAAUUUUGCAACAAAUUAAAUAAUGUAUAAUGGCUUA
Molecule: messenger RNA, 2268 nt
Organism: Argentina anserina (silverweed cinquefoil)
Lineage: Eukaryota; Viridiplantae; Streptophyta; Magnoliopsida; Rosales; Rosaceae
Product: cysteine-rich receptor-like protein kinase 10
Exons: 7
Coding region: 130-2136 (668 amino acids)
Biological process (GO): protein phosphorylation
Cellular component (GO): plasma membrane
Molecular function (GO): ATP binding; protein serine/threonine kinase activity
Source: RefSeq, a predicted model, not a curated record